Molecule: messenger RNA, 2897 nt
Organism: Oryza sativa Japonica Group (Japanese rice)
Lineage: Eukaryota; Viridiplantae; Streptophyta; Magnoliopsida; Poales; Poaceae
Product: pentatricopeptide repeat-containing protein At5g04780, mitochondrial
Biological process (GO): RNA modification
Cellular component (GO): intracellular membrane-bounded organelle
Molecular function (GO): protein binding; RNA binding; zinc ion binding
Source: RefSeq, a predicted model, not a curated record
AAUCCAGUUAAACCCGGAAGCCAAGCAAGCAGCAACCUCUCAUCAGCAUCCGUCGUCUAUCUCCAGCCAGACAACUUAUCCCCUACUCUCCUCCCACCACAGGAAUCCUUGGCUUCCUCCGCCGAUGCUUCCCUCCUCCUCCUCCACUCCCCUCUGACCGAUGGCUUCCACCCCCUCCCUCUCCGUCUCCGCCGCCGCCGCCGUCUUCCCGUCGGCCGCUGACCCCCGCAGGCCGCCGCCGCCCUCCGUCGCCAUCGUCGACAAGAAUAGUUCAUAUGGCAGGAGCUUGCAGGCGGCUGACAAUGGCGGCGGCGGCGGCAUGGAGGCUCCCCUUCGACCUCUGGAUGUCCAGGAAGCGAUGACCAUGCUGACGGAGGGCAAGGCGGUGCAGUCAGCGAUGUACGUGCCGCUGCUGCACCGGUGCGUCGAGACGGGGAGCCUCGGCGCCGCCAGGGCGGUGCACGGGCACAUGGCGAAGACGGGCGCCAGCGCCGACAUGUUCGUGGCGACGUCGCUGGUGAACGCCUACAUGCGGUGCAGCGCGGCUCGGGACGCCCGCAGGCUGUUCGACGGAAUGCCCGAGAGGAACGUGGUCACGUGGACGGCGCUCGUAACGGGGUACACCCUCAACUCUCAGCCGGCGCUGGGCCUGGAGGUGUUCGUCGAGAUGCUGGAGAUGGGGAGGUACCCGUCGCAUUACACGCUCGGCGCGACGCUGAACGCGUGCCUGGCAUCGUGCGAUGUCGAUUUGGGGAAGCAGGUUCAUGGGUAUGCGAUUAAGUACGGGGCCGAGUCGAUCACGAGCAUGGGGAACUCGCUUUGCAGUCUGUAUGCCAAGUUGGGGAGCUUGGAUUCUGCGUUGAGGGCGUUCUGGAGGAUCCCUGAGAAGAAUGUGAUCACGUGGACGACGAUGAUAUCUGCGUGUGCCGAGGAUGAGGAAUGCGUGGAGCUUGGAAUGAGCUUGUUUAUCGAUAUGCUUAUGGAUGGGGUGAUGCCGAAUGAGUUCACAUUGACAAGUGUCAUGAGCUUGUGUGGUACAAGGCUGGAUCUUAACCUGGGAAAGCAAGUUCAGGCCUUCUCCUUCAAAAUUGGUUGUGAAACAAAUCUUCCAGUGAAGAACUCGACAAUGUACCUCUAUCUGAGAAAGGGUGAAACUGAUGAGGCGAUGCGGUUGUUCGAACAGAUGGAGGAUGCCAGCAUCAUCACAUGGAAUGCAAUGAUCUCAGGCUAUGCCCAGAUCAUGGACUCAGCAAAGGAUGAUCUCCAGGCUCGAUCAAGAGGGUUCCAGGCGCUCACAAUUUUCCGCGACCUCAAGAGGUCUGUGAUGAAGCCGGAUCUUUUCACUUUCUCAAGCAUCCUAUCUGUUUGCAGUGCCAUGAUGGCUUUGGAGCAGGGUGAGCAAAUCCAUGCGCAGACGAUAAAGAGUGGCUUCUUGUCAGAUGUUGUGGUGAACAGCGCACUGGUGAAUAUGUACAAUAAAUGUGGGUGUAUUCAAGAUGCAAACAAAGCCUUUCUUGAGAUGCCAACACGAACUUUUGUCACAUGGACUUCUAUGAUCUCAGGCUACUCGCAGCAUGGCCAACCUCAGGAGGCGAUACAACUCUUCGAGGAAAUGAGAUUAGCUGGGGUGAGGCCAAAUGAAAUCACAUUUGUAAGUUUGCUCUCAGCUUGCAGCUAUGCGGGUUUGGUUGAGGAAGCUGAGCAUUACUUCGACAUGAUGAAGAAAGAGUAUUGUAUUGAACCUGUUGUGGAUCACUAUGGGUGCAUGAUCGACAUGUUUGUGCGGUUGGGGCGGGUAGAGGAUGCAUUUUCCUUUAUCAAAAGGACAGGUUUUGAGCCGAAUGAGGCCAUCUGGUCAAGUUUGGUUGCUGGAUGCCGGAGCCAUGGAAACAUGGAACUUGCCUUCUACGCUGCCGAUAAGCUGCUUGAGCUCAAGCCAAAAGGGAUUGAAACCUAUAUCCUGCUGUUGAACAUGUACAUUUCCACAGAGAGAUGGCAGGAUGUGGCGAGAGUACGAAAGCUGAUGAAACAGGAAGAUGUUGGGAUUCUUAGGGACCGCAGCUGGAUUACGAUAAAAGACAAGGUGUAUUUCUUCAGAGCUAAUGAUAGAACUCAUCCUCAAGCAACUGAGUUGUAUCAACUAUUGGAGAAUCUGUUGGAGAAAGCUAAAGCCAUUGGGUAUGAACCAUAUCAGAAUGCAGAGUUAUCUGAUAGCGAGGAUGAUGAGAAACCUGCCGCUGGAUCACUAAAGCACCACAGUGAGAGGUUAGCUGUCGCGCUAGGGCUGCUGCAAACACCUCCAGGUGCCACGGUUCGCGUCACGAAGAACAUCACCAUGUGCAGGGACUGCCACAGCUCCAUUAAGCUAUUUUCGCUACUUGAAAACAGAGAAAUCAUUGUCCGGGACAGCAAACGGCUUCACAAGUUCAAGGAUGGCCGGUGCUCCUGUGGAGAUUUUGGUGCUCUAUUGUGAGAAGGAUGGAAAUCUUACCCCCCACAUGCUACUCUAGGAACUCAACAGUUUUGUAGUGGAAGCAGGGUUACAAGUUACAGGUUGCACAGAAUUCUUUUGAUGAACUGAUCACCCUUUGUGAUUUUUGUAGAUCUUUGUAUGAAAUCGAAAUUUAUAAACUCAGGCAGUGUCCCCAAAUGAUCUGUACACAAGGUUAGCAUUAUAGGACAGUGAAUACUUGUGAAUCUGCUGUAAAUGCUAAAAUGCUAGCUUCUUAGGAUCAGAUCUAAGAUUUUAUUGUUUAAACUCACAAUGCAAUAUGGCAGUAACCCCCAUUCUUUGAUCUUAUACUAGGAGAUCAGUGUAGCAUACAAAAAUAUAGAUGCUGUAUAAAUGAUAGAGUUGUUUAAUAAAAAGCAUAGUGUUACUCGAAAUAUAUACAUUA